Baudoinia panamericana UAMH 10762 is the source of this 410-nucleotide messenger RNA. RefSeq lists its product as uncharacterized. The coding region runs from base 95 to 382 and encodes 95 amino acids. NCBI's taxonomy places the organism in Eukaryota, Fungi, Ascomycota, Dothideomycetes, Mycosphaerellales, Teratosphaeriaceae. The record is from RefSeq and is a predicted model, not a curated record. The transcript has a single exon.
ACCUCACGCAUAGCCCUUGUACCCUAGCGUGCGUUUGCACUCCCUCGUACUCCGUCUGUUCGCUCUACUACUGCGGUAUGGAUUGGCACUCGUUAUGAUGAGUACGCCUCGAUGGCAGACCAAAAUCUUUCUUUCACGCGUUUCGACUUGGAAACAACACAAAUCCACACGCCGCCGCACGUGCAUGUAUCGACUGAAAUCUCUGAUUGCGACGAAGGUCGUACAAUCUUCCACGCCAUACCUGUCCCGUGCCCUGUCCCUGCAUGGUCCUGCAACGAUUGGAUUGAUAUCGCAAACCGUCCGGCGCACUGGUCUUGCGGGCGUUGAUGAAAACGACGCUGUCUCUAUGGGCGUUAGUCCUGACUGCCAUGUCCGGGCGUGACAGGAUUCACGAUUUUUGAGCUACCGGG